GGAAGUCGAGGUUCGUACACUCUGGCAGGUUUGCUAGCUUGCAAGUGGCUGUUCGCCGAGGGACUCUGGUCGCCAUGGUCUCAGACGAAGAUGAAUUGAAUCUUCUAGUUAUCAUAGUUGAUACCAACCCUAUUUGGUGGGGAAAGCAAGCAUUAAAGGAGUCUCAGUUUACUCUAUCCAAAUGCAUUGAUGCUGUGAUGGUGCUGGGAAAUUCUCAUUUGUUCAUGAAUCGUUCCAACAAACUUGCAGUGAUAGCAAGUCACAUUCAGGAAAGUCGAUUCUUAUACCCUGGAAAGAAUGGCAGACUUGGAGACUUCUUUGGAGACCCAGGAAACCCUUCUUCUGAAUUUACUCCCUCAGGAAGUAAAGAUGGAAAAUACGAGUUGUUGACAGCAGCAAAUGAAGUUAUCACUGAAGAGAUCAAAGAUCUAAUGACCAAAAGUGACAUAGAGGGUCAACACACAGAGACUCUGCUGGCAGGAUCCCUGGCCAAAGCUCUUUGCUACAUUCAUAGAAUGAACAAGGAAGUUAAAGAUAAUCAGGAAAUGAAAUCAAGGAUAUUGGUGAUUAAGGCCGCAGAAGACAGUGCAUUGCAGUAUAUGAACUUCAUGAAUGUCAUCUUUGCAGCACAGAAGCAGAAUAUUUUGAUCGAUGCCUGCGUGUUAGACUCUGAUUCAGGACUCCUUCAACAGGCUUGUGACAUCACAGGGGGACUGUACUUGAAGGUGCCCCAGAUGCCUUCCCUUCUUCAGUAUCUACUGUGGGUUUUUCUUCCUGAUCAAGAUCAGAGGUCUCAGUUAAUCCUCCCACCCCCAGUUCAUGUUGACUACCGGGCUGCUUGCUUCUGUCAUCGAAAUCUCAUUGAAAUUGGCUACGUCUGUUCUGUGUGCUUGUCAAUAUUCUGCAAUUUCAGCCCAAUCUGUACCACAUGCGAGACAGCCUUUAAGAUUUCUCUGCCUCCUGUACUGAAGGCCAAGAAAAAGAAACUGAAAAUGUCCUCAUGAUAAUAAAAGUAAUUUCCCCAUCACUUAGAGCUGGUUAUAGAAAUUAUAUGGCAGAAUCUUUGUUAGGGAGGCUCUGAAAAAAAUAGAGAUGUGUGUAAGAUAAUGAGCUUUCUUACAGGAAAUACUGUGAAACAUCAUCCUUAUCCUGUGCUGGGGGGCUGAUUUAUUUGAGGGAGUCCAUUCUAUGCAAUAUACCAGUCUUUUCUGGCUGGUUUUUGCCCAGAAAUGGGGGAAGAAAGCACAAAUUUGAGACUUUUUUUUUUAAUGAAAUGAUCAUUUGUCAAAGACAGUCUGUCCUGACUGAUGGAAAGUGUCAGAACCUACCCAAGUCUGGAUCCUUACUGUGAAAUGUACGACAUGACAUUUGAACCCAGUUCUGGAGAAAAGUGACUAUUUAUGGAGUAAUGGCAUCAAUCAAGAUAGAACAUCUUACUUGAGUCAACACUUAGCUUUGACAGUAUUCAUGUAAAUAAAAUCCUCAUUUUCUCGAUUGAGAUUUAGCUCCAGAUAUGACCAGAUAUUUAUUCUUUUGUCUGACAGUACAUGUUUGGACAAUUACUCAAAUGAAAGUUUGUCACUGAGUAUCUCUAAAAUCUGAUUUUAAACAAGUAUGGAAAGCUAGUGCAGUAGUCGGGAAGGAACUUUUUGUUCAAAAACAGUUGUAUGAAGAGCUUAUUUGUGAAAGCCAAAGUCUGGGUUCCCAAGGUGAGUGUCUUCGGGGGAAUGAAUUCUUUCCAGCUAAGUGUUGCCCCACAUAGAAUUCAUUCCUUUUUUAGAGGAGGGCAAAAGCAUUAAUACUGGAGAAUGGUUCUCUGGAAACUUUGGGCUUAAUACUGAAAACUUGUAUCAAUUAAAAAGAAAAAUUAUUUGUAAUUUCAACAAUAAACAACUUAUUUUUCUACGUAA
This is a messenger RNA of Dama dama (fallow deer), 1910 nucleotides long. RefSeq names its product general transcription factor IIH subunit 3 (gene GTF2H3). The transcript has 13 exons. The record is from RefSeq and is a predicted model, not a curated record. Bases 75 to 1004 code for a protein of 309 amino acids. Gene Ontology annotation, biological process: regulation of DNA-templated transcription; nucleotide-excision repair. Gene Ontology annotation, cellular component: transcription factor TFIIH holo complex; transcription factor TFIIH core complex. NCBI's taxonomy places the organism in Eukaryota, Metazoa, Chordata, Mammalia, Artiodactyla, Cervidae.